Messenger RNA from Emys orbicularis (European pond turtle), 1473 nucleotides. Its product is annotated as cytochrome P450 2J6-like. Gene Ontology annotation, cellular component: cytoplasm; intracellular membrane-bounded organelle. The record is from RefSeq and is a predicted model, not a curated record. The transcript has 9 exons. Gene Ontology annotation, molecular function: iron ion binding; heme binding; oxidoreductase activity, acting on paired donors, with incorporation or reduction of molecular oxygen, reduced flavin or flavoprotein as one donor, and incorporation of one atom of oxygen. Gene Ontology annotation, biological process: xenobiotic metabolic process. The coding region runs from base 1 to 1473 and encodes 490 amino acids. NCBI's taxonomy places the organism in Eukaryota, Metazoa, Chordata, Testudines, Emydidae.
AUGCUGACAAUAUGCGAGACUCUCAUAGGGCUGGUUGUGUUUCUCCUGAUAGUGCAGUUUCUGAAGUUGCAAUGGGCACAUAGACGCCUUCCUCCGGGACCAACCCCAUUCCCCAUUCUUGGAAGCUUGUGGCAGCUGAACUUUAAAGUUGAUCAUGACAGCCUCAAUAAGAUGGCAGAAGUUCAUGGCAACAUCUUCACUUUGUGGCUGGGACACACCCCUGGGGUCGUGCUGCAUGGGUUCCAAGCAGUGAAGGAUGGGCUGAACACCCACCUUGAAGAGUUUUCUGGACGGCUGGAGACCCCUGUCUUCAAACGAUUGGCAAAUGGAAAGGGUAUUAUGUUCUCAAGUGGUCACACCUGGAAGCAGCAGAGACGCUUUGGGCUGGUGACCCUGCGGAACCUGGGGCUGGGCAAGAAAGGCCUGGAGCACCAAAUCCAAGAGGAGGCCCGUCACCUGGUGGGGUACUUUGAGACUGUGAAAGGGAAAUCUCUGGAUCCUUCUGUCCCCAUUGUUCAUGCUGUCUCAAAUGUGAUUUGUGCUGUGGUUUUUGGACAUCGCUUCUCCUUAGAGGAUGAAACCUUCCACCAACUGAUUGAAGCCUUCGACUGUAUAUUGGCUUUUGGGAACAGUUUCCAUUUUUUGCUGUUUGAACUUCUCCCCUGGCUCAUGCAUCAUCUCCCAGGGCCUCAACAGAAGGCAAACUCUUGCUGUGAGUUUGUGCGUUCUUUCAUAAGGAAGGAGAUCAGAAGCCACAAGGAGAGAGGCAUACCAGACAAACCACAGGAUUUCAUUGACUUCUAUCUGGCUCAGAUAGCCAAAGCUAAAGAUGACCCCACCUCUACAUAUGAUGAAGACAACAUGAAUCAGUCUAUUUUUGACCUCUUUCUGGCAGGUACAGAGACCACAACCACCACUCUGCGCUGGGCACUGCUCUAUAUGAUGGUUUAUCCCAACAUCCAAGAGAAAGUCCAGAAGGAGCUGGACACUGUGUUGGGUCCCUCCCAGUUAAUCUGCUAUGAGGAUCGAAAGAAACUGCCCUACGCCAAUGCCGUGAUUCAUGAGAUCCAGCGUUACUGUAGCAUUGUUUUAAUUGCGAUCCCCAGAGAAAGUGGGAAGGAUACAACGCUGCAGGGCUUUCCCAUUCCAAAGGGCACCCUCAUUCUGCCAAAUUUAGACUCUGUCCUCUUUGAUCCUGAGAAAUGGGAGUCUCCUCGACAGUUCAGCCCAAGUCGUUUCUUGGAUAAGGAAGGAAAUUUUGUGAGCAGAGAAGCUUUUUUACCAUUCUCAACAGGGUCCCGUGUGUGUUUGGGGGAGCAGCUGGCAAGGAGUGAGCUCUUCAUCUUCUUCACCAACCUGCUGAGGGCGUUCAAGUUCACCCUCCCACAGGGAGUGAAGGAAAUCAGCACAAAGCUUGUUUUGGGGAGCACAAUGCAACCCCAGCCAUAUAAGCUCUGUGUUGUUCCUCGUUAG